AUGUUGGUUCUGGUUCUGGUUCUGAUCGUUGUGCUUCAGUUUGAAGUAAAGGAUGAGUUCACAGUAAAGUGUUCCCUGGAGAGAUACAGUGGGUUGGAUGUUUGUCCAGAGAACAGUUUCCGCUGGUUGGAUGAUACAGGAACUGAACUGACUGAAGGUGUUAGUUUCGACGUAAGAGGACCGAGACUCUGUGUUUCCUCUCUAACUGUGAAGGAUGAGAGCGACAGAGGCUACACCUGCCAGUUUGUUGAAGGAAACAGUAUGAAAAUUGAAGUAAACUACGCACCACUUACCUUUAAAGCAGAAAACAGAGAAAGAAUCCAGAUCUACCACAGAGCAGGAGAUGAAGCUGUUCUGCCCUGUAACAGAUCUUCAUCAUUCAACUCAUGCUCCUCUGUUGACUGGCUUUAUGAGAGAAAUGAAGACAUGAACAAGGAACAGGAAGUUCAGAGAGGAAUCGUUCAGAGUUCAUCUCGUUCUGCCAGGCUGAGUUUGGACAGAAACUGUUCUCUGAUCAUCAACAACAUCAAUGCUGAGGAUGCUGGACUUUACACCUGUCAGCCUGAAGAUGGAAGCAGUUAUGAAACAGAUGUGUAUCUAAACAUGCUGAUCAUCUCUUCAUAUCUACCAGCUAUUAAUCCAACAAAGAAUGAAGUGAUCACAUUAUUCUGUUAUAUGGUGAGAUCCGGGUGGUUCAGUUCUUGUCCAGAUAAAAGUCUCCUCUGGGUGAACGAAACAGGAAGUGAACUGACUAGUGAAGGUGAUGGAUAUAAAUCUGGAGGACAGAUUGGUUGUGUUUCUCUUCUGACUGUGAAUCUUCAGAGCAGCAGAAGAUUCACCUGCCAGUUUGUUGAAGGAAACGAAGUGAAGAUAGAAGCUCACUAUGGAUCUGAAGGCCCCCCCGCCUCGUCUCCUCUGAGCUUCAUCAUGUUGACUCUGAAGAUCACAGGACUGAUCCUGAUGGUUGGAAUCACUGUUGGUAUCAUCAGAACCAGAGGGAGAAAAAAGCCUCAGAAAGACAUUAAUGUUCGUUUUGCUGUUGAUGACGACACAGUGACCUUUGAAAAUGAUGGAGAACGUUCUGCUGCCGCCGCGCUCCACUGAGCUUCAUCACAGCCAUGAAGAUUCAUUAAAAAAGCUUUAUUUUAACUGUAAUUCAAUCCAAAAGGAUAUUUUGCAUUGAGUUAACUGCAUAUGUAAUUUUAAUUGUGUUAAAUUCAGUGUUAAUUAAAAACACCGUAGAUAAGAUAAAAGCUGAUUGUUUAGUCUAGAAUAG
This is a messenger RNA of Xiphophorus maculatus (southern platyfish), 1276 nucleotides long. RefSeq lists its product as uncharacterized. Gene Ontology annotation, biological process: T cell activation; interleukin-15-mediated signaling pathway; positive regulation of ERK1 and ERK2 cascade. Gene Ontology annotation, molecular function: protein tyrosine kinase binding; MHC class II protein binding. Bases 1 to 1104 code for a protein of 367 amino acids. The transcript has 7 exons. Lineage: Eukaryota; Metazoa; Chordata; Actinopteri; Cyprinodontiformes; Poeciliidae. The record is from RefSeq and is a predicted model, not a curated record. Gene Ontology annotation, cellular component: membrane raft; external side of plasma membrane.